CUCCUAGUUAAAAGUUGGCGUUUGAAAUGCGAAUAACUCACAUAGACCGUAUUUGGCACUGAGAAGAAGCAGCGCUCGACACUUAAUUCGACGUUAAAUUCCAAAGACGAAAAAUCAAGCGAUUUAACUCUCAAGUUUCCGUUGCGUGUGCAUUUCAAACAUUGUGAAUAAUCGUCCGUGAUCCGUUUUUGCAAUGGCAUCAUCAAGAUAUACACAUGCGAUUGUGUGUCGGAUACCGUUGUCGUUUCGUACGCGCGGCGAAAUUGAUUUGGAAGAAGCAAAACGUGAACAUGAAGCAUAUGUAAAUUUAUUACGUGAAUUGGGUUUGGACGUUAUCGAAUUGCCGCCGGAUGAGAAUUUUCCCGAAUGCACAUUUGUCGAAGACACAGCGGUCAUAUGCAAUGGCAUUGCAUUGAUUACAAAACCGGGCCAACCAAAUCGUUCCAAAGAAACGGAAAAUAUUCGAACAGUUUUCAAAAAAGAAUUAGAUAUUCCAAUUGUUGAAAUUGCUGAUCCAAAAGCCAAAUUAGACGGCGGCGAUGUUUUAUUUACGGGAAAAGAGUUUUUUGUCGGUUUAUCGCCAUGGACAAAUGAGGCGGGUGCCAAAGCGGUAGCGGCCGCAUUUCCCGAAUAUCCAUGCGUUCCGAUUAAAGUUACCGAAGAACAUCAUCUCAAGUAUUAUAUUUCGAUGGCCGGUACGGAUCUAUUAUGCGUUGCCAAUACGAAAGAAUCGCAAGAAAUUUUACGACGCAUCGAACGCGAAGCAACUUUUUCAUACCAAACGCUCACAUUGUCCGAAGCAAGUGCGGCCAAUGUGCUAUUUAUCAAUGGCACAUUAAUACAUCGGGCCGUACAAGAUUGUCCCAUUUCGUCGGCGGUCAUUUCGGAAAAAAUCGACGUUCCACGUCAAACGUUGCAAUUUUCAGAAUUAGGCAAAUACUCAACUGGACUUACUGCAUGCUCAGUUCUGCUGCGACGCACCAAAUAUAUUCGAAAUCUUUAAGAGUAACAAAAUAGUUCAACAAAAUCUUCCACAUUUUGGAGUGUGUAUUUUUUGAUUUGGACGGAAGAUUGUUAUCUUUCAAUGAAAUCGCGUUCAAAAGCACCAAAGAGAUUUUUUUUUUCGUUUCUAUGAUAUAG
Molecule: messenger RNA, 1140 nt
Organism: Contarinia nasturtii (swede midge)
Lineage: Eukaryota; Metazoa; Arthropoda; Insecta; Diptera; Cecidomyiidae
Product: N(G),N(G)-dimethylarginine dimethylaminohydrolase 1-like
Exons: 3
Coding region: 194-1003 (269 amino acids)
Biological process (GO): arginine metabolic process; positive regulation of nitric oxide biosynthetic process
Molecular function (GO): amino acid binding; dimethylargininase activity
Source: RefSeq, a predicted model, not a curated record